Molecule: messenger RNA, 2716 nt
Organism: Artibeus jamaicensis (Jamaican fruit-eating bat)
Lineage: Eukaryota; Metazoa; Chordata; Mammalia; Chiroptera; Phyllostomidae
Gene: ZNF18
Product: zinc finger protein 18
Exons: 8
Coding region: 368-2020 (550 amino acids)
Biological process (GO): regulation of transcription by RNA polymerase II
Molecular function (GO): DNA-binding transcription factor activity, RNA polymerase II-specific; RNA polymerase II cis-regulatory region sequence-specific DNA binding
Source: RefSeq, a predicted model, not a curated record
CCUGGGUGGGCCAUUCCCGGGCCUCUUGGGGUCGGUUCUGGAGCCACGCGCGUCCCUGCUGGACUUGGCCGUGCUAGAGAACAGCGGCAGGGUCAGUGGACGCCGCCGUGCGCCUGGGAGUGCCUGCGGAGAGGUGGCAGGGCUGGUAAUUGUGAGGAUAAGAAGUGACAUGAACAGGGCCUAAUACAGAGCUGAUACAUUACCCAGGACACUUGUUAAAGAAAACAUUACUCAAGACGCUUGUUGAAGACGAACACACGAUCGCACUCCCUCUUCUGUCCCUGUGAGAGGCUCUGUGAAGGCCUGGUGCUCCCCAGAGACAGCUUCAUCCCAGAAGAACUCUACCUGAAAGGACUUGCCAGGCCAGAUGAUGCCCACUGAGCUGGGGCAGGCCCUGGUCCUGCCGCCACCACUGCCGAAGGCCGAGGACUUUCUAUUCUCCGGGCCAGAUGCUGUCCCUCGAGGGGAGCCCUCCAACCCCGAGACAGCACGUCAGCUCUUCAGGCAGUUUCGUUACCAGGCAAUGUCUGGGCCCCAGGAAACCCUGAGACAACUGCGGAAGCUCUGUUUUCAGUGGCUGCAGCCAGAGGUGCACACCAAGGAGCAGAUCCUAGAGAUCCUCAUGCUGGAGCAGUUCCUGACCAUCCUGCCUGGGGAGAUUCAGAUGUGGGUGCGGAAGCAGUGUCCAGGCAGUGGGGAGGAGGUAGUGACCCUUGUGGAAAGCUUGAAGGGAGACCCCCAGAGGCUGUGGCAGUGGAUCAGCAUCCACAUUCUAGGACAGGACGUCUGGUCCCAGAAGGUGGAAUCGGUGAGCUGCCAAGUUGGGGAAGUGGAGUCUCAUCUUGAAGUGACACCUCAGGAGCUGGGACUCCAGAAUUUACCCUCUGGGCCUGGGGAGCCACUGAGCCACAUGGUGAAAGAGGAGUCUCACACGGAACAGAAAUUAGCAGUGGCUGCCCCCCUGCUCCCUGCCCAACCUGAGGAAAGACUCCUCAGAGACCAGCCCUUCGGAGCCUCCCUUCUCCAAACAGCACCUCAGGAGCCGUGGCGGCACCUGGAUUCCACUCAAAAGGAGCAAUACUGGGAUCUCCUGCUGGAGACCUAUGGGAAGAUGGUCUCAGGAGGCAUUUCCAAUUCCAAGCCCGACCUGACUAAUUCAACAGAGUAUGGGGAGGAAAUGGCAGGAUUGCACCUUUAUGUCAGUGAGAAGCUCCCAAAACCCACCUGCAUGGGAGAUAGACAGGAAAACGACAAAGAGAACCUGAACUUGGAAAAUCAUAGGGACCAGGAACCUCCAGAUGCCUCCUGUCAUGCCUCAGAAGAGGCAUCUUCUCAGGCUCCCUUCAGUGGCCACUUCCCUGAGGAUGAGCUGCGAUGUUUUGGAGAAGGAGAGGAUGUCCCUGAGGCUCAGGAAAUCCUCCAGGGUGAGGGGGUAGGGGGACAGCUCUUUCCUCCAGAAAGGACUUCUGGAAAACAGCUGGGUCACUGUCUGCCCAGCCCUCCUCUGGGACAGCGGUCCAUGCUGGGGCUUGAGCUGAAGAGAGCAGCCUCCCCCAAAGGGCAGCUGAGGGCCCCCAUGGCCCAGAAACUCCCCACCUGCAGGGAGUGUGGGAAAACCUCUUAUAGGAAUUCCCAGCUGGUUUUCCACCGCAGAACUCACACUGGAGAGACCUACUUCCAGUGCCCCACCUGCACAAAGGCCUUUCUGCGGAGUUCCGACUUUGUGAAACAUCAGCGAAUCCACAUGGGAGAGAAGCCCUGUAAAUGUGAUUACUGUGGGAAGGGCUUCAGUGACUUCUCAGGGCUGCGCCACCAUGAGAAAAUACACACAGGAGAGAAGCCCUACAAAUGCCCCACCUGUGGAAAGAGUUUUAUUCAAAGAUCAAACUUUAAUAGACAUCAGAGGGUUCACACAGGAGAGAAGCCUUACAAAUGUUCCUGCUGUGGGAAAAGCUUCAGCUGGAGCUCAAGCCUCGAUAAACAUCAAAGGUCCCACUUGGGAAAGAAGCCCUUGCAGUAGCCACGCCCUCUCAGCCAUCUUGUUCAUUUAAAAACACUCAGCUCCAUCAGGACAAAUUACAUCUUGUAGAGCAGGGGUCCCCAACCCCCAGGCCACAGACAGGUUCUGGUCUGUGGCCUCUCAGGAACCCCGCUACCAGUGAAAUACCUGAGUUCUGCCUCCUGUCUCUGCCCCUCCCACCCCCCCAACAGCAGGGAGUGAGCAGUGGGUGAGAGAGCCAGCAGCUGAACUCCAGCUCCCCACCCAGUCUCUUCUCCCAUGAAGCCAGUCCCUGGUGCCAGAAAGGUUGGGGACCUCUUUUGCGUGAAUUGGAGAAGAGAGUACCCAAACAUUGUUUUGGACUCAGGAGGAUAGAUAUAUUGGCCUGUGGAUUGGAUUUCAUGCUGGUUUAAUUUCUUGUAGGAGAAAGAAUAGUCUUUGUCUUUCACUUUAUCUCAUUUUGAGGGAGCGAUGGGAGAAAACUAUUGCUUAGAGAUCCUGUUCCAGGAGUGCUGCUGGGAAGAGUGUUACUGGGUUAGCCACACCCGCUGCUCGUGGGAAGACUCGGAUCAGUCCUCUCACACCCGGGUUCUAGAGCAGGCCUGCCACAGAAGGGGAAACAGAGGGCCAGCGAGCUCACGUGCGUUCUUUGUCAUGCUGCUGCAAAGUUAAUGUCAUGUCCCCUGUUUUAAAUAAACUGGAGUCACUCCUGUCUUA